AUGAAGAAGACCUCUUUGCCAGAACCAGUCGUUUUCUCAGGAUCAAAAACAUCCCAAUUCGCUGCCGAAUGCUGGUUCGACGAUGCAUGCAUCCUUGAUAUGGACUAUUUUGUUAAGACCCUAACUGGCAUUAAGGCUCAGGGUGUCCAUCCAGACCUUAUUGGUUCAAUCAUAGCCCAUUAUGCAUCAAAGUGGCUACCAGACCUCUCUUGUGACCGCCGUGCCAGUGACAAGGGACUAGCCAACUUUAAAGAGUCCCCGGAGAGUGUCACCGCUUUGUGGAUGAAAAAGAGAUUUUUCGUCGAAACCCUAGUGGGAAUCCUGCCUCCGGAGAAGGAUUCCAUCUCAUGUAUCUUCCUCCUACGUCUUCUUCGGAUUGCUAACAUGGUCGGUGUGGAGCCUACAUAUAUAGCUGAGCUUGAAAAGAGGAUUUCAUGGCAACUUGACCAAGCUUCAUUGAAAGAGCUAAUGAUACCUUCAUUUAGUCACACUUGUGGGACUUUGCUAGAUGUUGAGCUAAUAAUUCGUUUAGUGAGGAGGUUUGCUAAUUUAGAUGAGGUUGCUAAAAGUGGUGCUGCCUUAAUUAAGGUAGCUAAGCUUGUUGAUUCUUACCUAGCAGAAGCAGCUGUGGAUUCUAAGUUGAAUUUAUCAGAGUUUGUUGCUCUUGCUGAUGCUCUCCCAAGUCACGCCCGUGCCAUAGAUGAUGGUUUAUACCGUGCCAUUGAUACUUAUCUCAAAGCGCAUCCUGCUGUGUCCAAGCAAGAAAGAAAGGCUCUAUUUAGGUUAAUUGAUAGCCGAAAACUCUCUCCGGAGGCAUCACUACAUGCUGCCCAAAACGAAAGAUUGCCUGUUCGUGCUGUGAUCCAAGUCCUCUUCUCUGAGCAAACCAAGCUUAAUCGACAAAUGGAUUGGAGCGGGUCGCUUAGUGGAACUAGAAGCCCCAACUUAGGGUUUGAGGCCCCGGCAAGGUGCCUUUCGAAACGUGAAAUGAACGUUCAACAAAUGGAGAUAAGGAAGCUAAGAGAAGAUGUGCUUAGGCUGCAAAGUCAAUGCCAUGGCAUGCAAAUGCAAAUGGAAAGGAUGACGGUGAAAAAGAAAGGGUUUUUUAGAUGGAAGAAGUUUGGGAUUAUUCCUUCAAUGAAAAGUAAUAAUGUUGAGAAGAUUGAAGAGAGUACUAACGCAGGAGAUCAAGGAGAGGAAGGGUGUGGGAUGCAAACUCCUGUGGACUUGAAGACUAAGCUGUCUUAUUUAGUGGAAAUAGAUCAUGUAAUGGAAGCAUGCACAAAAGAUUGGGAGGUCUUUACGGGGACGGAUAUACAGCUUGCUUAA
This is a messenger RNA of Dovyalis caffra, 1329 nucleotides long. The record is from the annotation of a GenBank genome assembly. NCBI's taxonomy places the organism in Eukaryota, Viridiplantae, Streptophyta, Magnoliopsida, Malpighiales, Salicaceae.